Messenger RNA from Cooperia oncophora, 681 nucleotides. The record is from the annotation of a GenBank genome assembly. NCBI's taxonomy places the organism in Eukaryota, Metazoa, Nematoda, Chromadorea, Rhabditida, Trichostrongylidae.
AUGCAGCAAUCAGUGCAAUUAGCGCCUUCAAAAUGGACUUACGGUUUGGGCGAUUGGAGCAAUGGGCCGGAGGCGGUAGCUUCAUUCGGCGAGGCGCAGUCAGCUUCAUUUGCCCACAUUUUUCAAGGAGCAAAAGCUGCGAAAAGGCUGAUACAUGCUCGCAUUCCGGCCUCACGAACCGAUGCAGUUAUUCUUGGACAACCGCUCACAUUCCGUAACGGUCGUACUGCGCAGAAUAGGUUCCUCAAGGCAGCUCUGACAGAACGGAUAAGUACGUGGGAUGCGAAAAAUCCGUCGAAACGAGGAGUUCCAACUCAAGAGCUCAUCAACAUUUACGAUAAAUGGGCUCAUGGGAGAUUCGGCAUGAUUCUAACGGGCAAUGUUUGUGUAGAACCAAAUCAUCUGGAAUCAGUCGGAAACGUGGUAUUCAGCAAAGAGAACGACUUCUCCUCAACUCAGGGAAAUGACGGCGAAAUUGGCAGCAACGAUGAAACAGGACGGAGCGCAGGACGUCAAACUCAAGAGGCUGUGAAUCUACAUCCAUUCUCGUGCUCCGAUAUCGGAAUCAAAUCGAAAACGGUUCCUUUGAGAUUUGGAACACCGAUCGCACUCACUGAAGCACAAGUCAAAACUGAGGUCGUCGAUCGAUUUGUGUAUGCGGCUAAAUUUGCUCACGAUCAC